Molecule: messenger RNA, 2296 nt
Organism: Malus domestica (apple)
Lineage: Eukaryota; Viridiplantae; Streptophyta; Magnoliopsida; Rosales; Rosaceae
Source: RefSeq, a predicted model, not a curated record
AAUUUUGGACAAAAUAUUCCGACCCCUUCGCUCCACGCCCUCCUCUUCCCAGACCCCUUCUCUCUUUCUCUCUCUCACUCGGUCUCUCUCUUCCGUAGCCUUCCUCCUCUUCGCUCAUCACGCCAUCUCUCUCCCGUAGCCUUCCUCCCUUUCGCUCAUCACGCUCGAACCCCAUAUCUUGAACCCCAAAUCGCCCCAAUCUCGAACCCCAUUGUCGGUUGUCUCUCUCCCUCUCGUUCUAAACGAAGGGUAGCCACCACCCCCUUCGUCGUGCUCGUCUCUCUCCUUGAAAUUGUCAUUACGGAGUCGAGUUAUAGAUGCUUCUCUCACUCUCAUUAGUGAGACGGCAAAGCUCAAGAUUCGUGUAGGCAAAGAUGCAUUCAAGCUCUCAAACAGUCACUUGCCAGUUGUAAUAAUCUUUUUAUAAAUGAUGAUAUAUAUGAGCCCUCGGGUCCUCAUGAAAUGGGUAAUGAGCUUUUAUCCCGCACCUGAGCCAAGAGUUCGAACAUUUCGCUCUCCCAUGUUGGCCUGCUUGAUUAGCUGAUUGCAAGUGAAAUCUUUCCUGUUACUGCAGUGAAGGCCCUCCUCUACCCCGGAAUUGGGUUUUUUUAGUUUAUGGGAUUGUGUAGGUACAUUCUUGGACUUUGGAUUGGUUUUAGUACAUUGGGUUUUAUUUGGUUUUGUGCAGGGAGAGCUUGUGCGUGCUUUAGGAGGAGCUGUGGCAUCCACAUCUCUUCUUGGAGUUCCUCUUGGACAUAACUCCUCGUUUCUUCAAGGGCCGGCCUUUGCACCUCCAAGGAUUAGAGAGGCUAUCUGGUGUGGGAGCACCAACUCAACAAUUGAAGAAGUGUAUAGAUGUCGCAGUUGAUCACUCGUCGUCGGAGUGUGUCCAAUGCAGCUCCUGCAUUAUCAGCAUCUAGUGCUCCAGGCGUGAGUGCUCCAUUGAUUGGGGAGCCUACACCCCUUACGGAGGCUACUCCUACGACGUCCCAGGUGCCCGUAUCAUCAACGUCAUCAGUGUCAGUUGAGCCUCUCAGUGCACGGCGGCCUCACCGGCGCCGCCGCAAGCCGGAGCCUUCUGAUCACACUUCCUCGUCCUCCAGAAUCGAGGAUGGGGCCUCCUAACUAGCUAAAAAAAACACCAGGGGGCCCAAUCGAAUGUUGAAGGAGCUACAUCUUGUACGUAUGUCUGCCUCCUUGAUCAAAAUUGUGUAUGAUGAGCGACAUCGUGGAGCGGUUACCUCACAGCAGCAUAACAGCGUCGUUAAUUGCUGUGGUUUUAUUAUUAGGAAUUUUUGUCCUAUGCGGUGGGAGAGUUGGGCAAAAAUUCCCGAGGAGACGAGGACCCUGGUGCGAGACAAUUUGGAGGUCGUUUUUGAAAUGGAGGACAUAUCCCCUGAGGUCAGUGCCUACUUAGAGAAGACCUUAGCAAGCCGGUACAAAGAUUGGAAGAGCGCUCUUCACAAGCAUUUUCAGCUAUGGGAAUCUCCGGAGAUUGCUCGCCUACAGGGUUGCCCACUUGAGUAUAAGGAGCGGCGAGAGGAUUGGGAGUGGCUCUGCACACAUUUUACGGAUCCAAAAUUUUUGAAGAAAUCUGCUGUUGGCAAGAAAGCUCGGGACUCAAAGACACUUCUCCACCAUUCCGGUUCGAAGCCUUUUUCGUAUAGGGUUGAGGCACGACGUGAGGAGGGUUCUAAGUUCCCACAGAUUGACCUGUUCAAGCAUGUUUACGUUCAUCCCAACAAUGAGAACAAUGACCAGCUUUAUGGUGAUAUGGUGGAAAAGAGCAAUGCUAUUCUCCAAGAAGCAACAUCGCAGCUUCCCCCAAAGACCCCGAUCGAGGACGUCAUUGUACCCAAGGAUGCAGAUGCUCAGAUCGUGACUAAGGUCUUGGAUCAAAAGUUCAGUCGUCGUCAUGGUAAGGUUGUUCGGUGUACAGGGAAGGUGGGGGUUCGUGAAACGGGUGCCUCUUCUUCCAGUUUGUCCACAGGAGAGGUCAAUUCCUUGAAGGAGGAAGUGACAACCCUAAGAGGUCAGGUUGCGGCCAGGGCGACCACAUUAGGGCCCAGGACAAGAGGAUGAAUAUGAUUGUUCAGGCCUUAGCGAUGUCCGGCCUCCAAAUCCCGACGAUGCCAGCACCUAAUGUUGCUCCACCUUCGACUUCCCAGCCAUUUCGCCCAGACGAUACCGAGUAGCAUGAUGUAUUAAACUUAGAAGACUUGUAGUUUUUUAUUUUUUUGUUUGGACAAACGUACAUUUUCAUAUAUUCUAUAAUUAAUUACUUUUUCUUGGUUUA